This is a messenger RNA of Homalodisca vitripennis (glassy-winged sharpshooter), 781 nucleotides long. Its product is annotated as basic salivary proline-rich protein 3-like. The transcript is spliced from 4 exons. The record is from RefSeq and is a predicted model, not a curated record. Lineage: Eukaryota; Metazoa; Arthropoda; Insecta; Hemiptera; Cicadellidae. Bases 71 to 739 code for a protein of 222 amino acids.
UCCAUAGAAACAGUUUAAAAAACAAGACAAGUAAGCAGAUACAAGUUCAAGAUUUUAAAAUUCAAGUGGUAUGGCAGCACGUAGGGCAGCAGCUAAGGCGGCAGCGGCGGCGGCCGCGGAGCCUCCCCCUCCACCUGAACCUGCCCCUGAGCCUGAACCAGAGAAAAAGGAACCUGAGAAAGCUGAUGAAAAGAAGCCUUCAGACGAAGACGAGGCAAACAAAGGUCAAAAUGGGGAUUCAAAAACUGGUAGAGUGGCAGAAAGGAUUAUAGAGAGGAUUAUUAUAUGUCCGGGAGGGCAGAAUCCUUACAUGGCGCCACCCCCGCCCCCGCCACCACAGGGUAUCUGCCACUGUGUACCAAUAUUCGUCGACAGGCCUAAAAAGAAACAAGAUAAGGGGAAAGGCAAAAGAAAGGGAGGCGAUGAUAAAGAAAACGAGCCAUGUAAACAUCCUUUCUGUAUUGUCCAGAGGGCGAGGACGAAGCCUCAAGGGUUGCCAUGGGCCUCAGGACUGUACAAACAACAGCAUCCCACCCAGGGUCCCGAAACACCGCCCCCGCCCCCCGUCGUGAUCUGCCAGCGCCCUGUUAUGUGCUGCUGUCCUAAGUGUCGUCCUCCUCCUGAGUCAGACUCUGAAGACGAGGAUCCGCCAAGGGAGGACACAGAAACCUUCAUGACAUUCAUGAAUAUGGUCUUUGCGGCUGCCAACGUUAUGAAUGAGAAUCCACAUGCUUUUUAGAUCAAUAUAAACCUUGCAGAAAUUAAACUUAGCGUUCAUGCA